This is a messenger RNA of Dendrobium catenatum, 1277 nucleotides long. RefSeq lists its product as uncharacterized. The transcript has 4 exons. The record is from RefSeq and is a predicted model, not a curated record. Bases 282 to 893 code for a protein of 203 amino acids. Lineage: Eukaryota; Viridiplantae; Streptophyta; Magnoliopsida; Asparagales; Orchidaceae.
UCUAAUAAAUUCUCCUCUCUCUCUCUCUUCCUCACACACUCUCUCUCUAUCUGUAACUAGCCAGGCAUGGCGGACAGAGACGUUCAUCUCCACUAGUGCACCAGUCUGCACGAAGUGUAGGAGCGGUUACGACUUUUUCUCCGAAUUACUUCCUUCGGCUUCGGUUUUGCCUCUCUUUUCUGUUCCGUUUCUGUUUGCGAAAGAGUUCAGAGACCAGUGAUUCUUAGGUCAAAGGAUGGCUUCGAUCUUCAUCUAGCCAUCGGGUCCUUAACUAUUUCGAUAUGGGGUUUUCCGGCGGUGUUGCUUCCAAGGUGAAAAGGCUCUUCUUUUCGUGGCAGGUGAAGGAGAACAGUCCGGAUAAUUCCAAGAUCGUUAACUCUGGACUUGUUUUUGGUGCUACGGAUUUUGGAAGUAAACAGGAUAUGUUCUUUGACACACGGGGAUGGUUGGAUUCUGAUUGUGAAGAUGACUACUACAGUGUGAAAGGAGAAUUUACUCCUUCCAGAGGUAGUACCCCUAACCGCUAUUUUGGUACUGUGGGAACACCUCAAGUGAAUGGUAAAGCAUUCAAUGAUGACAUGUUUCCUGAUAGUAGAUCUGAGCAUUCUCCCACUGAGAAAAAGAAACUAGCUGAGCUUCUCCAAGAUUCUCUGAGUGAGCAGGUAGGCAAUGAGCUUACCAGCGGUGAGAACAAGUUUGAAGGUGUUGGAAAGUCAGAUGAAGAAACAAAUGGUAAAGCAGAUAUUCAAGAUGUCGAAACAAAUCAACUUUUAAGUUCGUCCGGGACGCCGAAACGGAAGAAAGAGAAGUCAGGUUUAAGUGCUGCAUGUUGCAUUCCAGGCUUGGUACCAAGCAUCACCUCAAGGAAGCAAAAGACGGCCCCUUGCCAUUAAAGGUUUAACUUGCUGCAUGUUGCAUUCCAGGCUUGGUACCGAGCAUCACCUCAAGGAAGCAAAAGACGACCCCUUGCCAUUGAAGGUACAGCCAAAGGAGCAACACUUGAUCUGCACUUGAAAAAGCUAUUACAACUUUGCGUUGGAAGUUUGUAAGUUUUGAAUCUUUAUAUUUUUCUUCAAGUCUGAUGUUUUAAAGUUCAGUGUCUUCAUACUUUGAAAUUAGUAGAUGAUCUCCCUAUUUGAUCGAUUAUGGGAAUGCAAAUCACAGUUAAGUGGGGAUAUUUGUAUAGAGCCGAUCUAUUAUCUUUGCCUGAGUAUAUGUUUGCAGAAACCAUGUUCAUUAUAAUUCCUUUUCCCUUGAUUCAGUUUGUCAUUUAUCAA